Molecule: messenger RNA, 3336 nt
Organism: Pungitius pungitius (ninespine stickleback)
Lineage: Eukaryota; Metazoa; Chordata; Actinopteri; Perciformes; Gasterosteidae
Product: AP-1 complex subunit sigma-2-like
Exons: 7
Coding region: 85-594 (169 amino acids)
Biological process (GO): intracellular protein transport; vesicle-mediated transport
Cellular component (GO): membrane coat; intracellular membrane-bounded organelle; AP-1 adaptor complex
Molecular function (GO): clathrin-cargo adaptor activity
Source: RefSeq, a predicted model, not a curated record
UGCCGACUGUCCGUGUCUGCUUCAGGGUGGCGGCGUGGGUCCAUUCCUUCGGAGGGGGGCAGGCGGUCGGUGUUGGAAUUCAAGAUGCAGUUCAUGCUUCUGUUCAGUCGGCAGGGGAAGCUGCGGCUUCAGAAGUGGUACGUGCCGCUGUCCGACAAGGAGAAGAAGAAGAUCACCAGGGAGCUGGUGCAGACGGUCCUGGCUCGAAAGCCCAAAAUGUGCAGCUUUCUGGAGUGGAGAGACCUCAAGGUCGUGUACAAGCGGUACGCCAGCCUGUACUUCUGCUGCGCCAUCGAGGACCAGGACAACGAGCUCAUCACGCUGGAGAUCAUCCACCGCUACGUGGAGCUGCUGGACAAAUACUUCGGCAGCGUCUGUGAGCUGGACAUUAUUUUCAACUUUGAGAAGGCUUACUUCAUCCUGGAUGAGUUCCUGCUGGGCGGAGAAGCUCAGGAGACGUCCAAGAAGACGGUGCUGAAGGCCAUCGAGCAGGCGGACCUGCUGCAGGAGAAUGUAGACUUUCAGAUGCGCCUGUUUGCAGGUGUGAUGGUCCCAAAUAUGGUCUCUGAGUCCUCUGGUCUUUUCCAGAAUUAGGAUGCCGAGCCCCGUCAUGAGUACUUUAACGUGCCUGUGUACUGAUUGGCUGCCAUCACUGCUGCCGCCGCUACCGUCUCUGCAUGCUGAGGUCCUCAGGCACCUUUUCCCUCCAAGCACUCGCCGCUGUGAUUGGUUCACAAGUAAAUGUGUGGCUAUAAUUGUCACAGCGGUAAAUUGACAAACAACAGUAAUUGCUAAACAUUAAGACUGGCUCAGGUAUGUCUUCUGGAGAUCAACGUCUGUUAUUGAGGAUUUAAUAUAUAUAAAUCCGGAAAUUGUUGUUUAGUAUGUUGAUGAUAUAUAAAAAUAUAUUUUGUGGAGACAUUGACACAUGCAGUUCGUUGGUACGGUGAUUUGUUGUAAAAUUAUUCCCAAACCAUUAAUAAAUAGAAAUAAAUUUAGGAAUAUCAGGGUGUGCCAAUCAGACACCAACUGAGAUGGUUCACAUUUUCAAUUUUAGUAAAACAAAACAUCACAAAGGUCUGACGCUAUUCUGCAGGUUAAGCGUAACUUUUAGGAUAAUUGGCAGCUGAAAAGUGGGCCUUUAAAAUAAUGCCUCGCCACCAGUUGAACAUGUCUCUUUACUAUUUAGAAAGAAAAGGCUAGUUUGCCUCAUGUGCCACCAUUUUGAAAUCAUGGUUUGCUCACUAGAUCUCCUAUGAAGCUUUCCACCCCUUCGUGGAAGAAAGAUAUAACGUUAGCUGAAAACUGUUAUGGGUUUUAAGAAGAUUGUUUUUCAAAGGUGAAGAAUACAGUUUUUUCCUCUAAAAAACAAUGAAAAUCUGUUAAAUAGCUGAUAUACUAAAUUAAGUAACAAAUUGAAAACGUCUAGAUCUUAAGUUACCUGAGGAAGGAGCUAAGCUAACAUUAGCAUCAGACGUCUGGAUCUUAAGUUACCUGAGGAUGGAGCUAAGCUAACAUUAGCAUCAGACGUCUGGAUCUUAAGUUACCCGAGGAAGGAGCUAAGCUAACAUUAGCAUCAGACAUCUGGAUCUUAAGUUACCUGAGGAAGGAGCUAAGCUAACAUUAGCAUCAGACGUCUAGAUCUUAAGAUAGCUAAGGAAGGAGCUAAGCUAACAUUAGCAUCAGACGUCUGGAUCUCAAGUUACCUGAGGAAGGAGCUAAGCUAACAUUAGCAUCAGACCUGCAGAUCUUAAGAUAGCUAAGGAAGGAGCUAAGUCAACGUUAGCAUCAGACGUCUGGAUCUCAAGUUACCUGAGGAAAGAACUGGAACGUUAGCAUCAGUCAUCUGGAAGUUACCUGAAAACAAGCUGAGCUAACGUUAGCAUCAUCUCUGUUUUACAUUUCAUAUUUCUGGUGGUUCCCUGAUUGCUCUUGUUUCAGGAUGCAAUUGUGUAAUAGUUUGGGACCGUAGGUUUGGUCCUUGAAGUGAGUUGUUUUUUAUUCUGAUCAAGCUCUUGUUUGGAUUCGUAGACCACACAGCUUCGGUAUUAUGGAAUUGUUAUUUUAAAUCGUUUAGAUGUAUAGUCCCAGAUUACUUCCCAUUUAUAUAAAUAGCAAAAAGACCUAUUUUUAAGACAUUAUAUUCGUGACAUUAGUUCUAAUGGUAAUGCUAACUAUGCAGUGAUUAACUCAUUUAAAUGCUAAUGAACAUUUACUGUACUUGAAAUCAGUAGCCUGAAAAGUUUGUUAUUUUGCAUUAAUGAAUAGUGUCAAAGCUCUUUAAAUGUUCUGUGAUACCUGUUGAUAGAUGUGCCCUCAAAAAAACAGACAAUCAGGGUCAAUUUAAGGUGUGUGUGUGUGUGUGUGUGUGUGUGUGUGUGUGUGUGUGUGUGUGUGUGUGUGUGUGUGUGUGUGUGUGUGUGUGUGUGUGUGUGUGUGUGUGUGUGUGUGUGUGUGUGUGUGUGUGUGUGUGUGUGUGUGUGUGUGUGAGAGAGAGAAAUUCUUAAUAAAUUGUUUGAUUCUUUACCAAUUAGCUCCACUGGUGUCUGUCUUUAAUACAGCUGUUCACUGCUUCAUCUCCACAACAAACCUGGUGUUUAGCUCAGAGUGAGACAAAAAUAAUCUGAAUAAAUAUUCAUGUGCAUUUUUAAUAUCUGGGCUAAACAUUAUUUGCUCUUUUCUCCUCUUACCUAAUUUUUUUAAUUAUCUGACUCCACUCUCUUUACUUUGUGCUGAAACUCGUUUUAGGACGCCAAAGUAAGUUCUUUGCUUUCUUGCUGCCACCAUAGAUUUUGUCUUGAUAACAUUAACGUGUCUGCGUUCCAUUUAGCUGACCUGGUUCCAUGGUUGUUAUUCUGCAUGCUCUCUCUCUCUCUCUCUCUCUCUCUCUCUCUCUCUCUCUCUCUCUCUCUCUCUCUCUCUCUCCCUGAAUUACGGAGGCAUGUAAGCAUCAUUGUUGUUCAACUUUACACCUGUUUUUGAUAAAGAUGCUUUUGUGACUUUAAACACAUCUUCCAUCCUGUUUUUAUUUGUUGUUUGUAGCUACAUAAAUACACAAGACUUUGAUUAACGCAGCUUAAACAAGUAAUUGAGCCAUCAAAAGUAAUUAAUCCUGAAUUUUGAAAGUGAAGUAUUGGGUCCUUAAAAAGAGUUGCGCCUUCAAUCAUAUGUUCAUUAUAUUCAUUUCUUUAUUAAAGCUGCAUUAUGUGUAGUGUAUGUGUAUGUGUAGGGCGACUCCUCUGUUCCCAUAGAAGUGAAAAGAGGAAAUGACUCUACUUCUCUCUUGAUUUAUUUCCUCAGUAAACAUUGCAAACAUGAGUUUAUGGUCUCAGUCUC